Molecule: messenger RNA, 3186 nt
Organism: Pollicipes pollicipes
Lineage: Eukaryota; Metazoa; Arthropoda; Thecostraca; Pollicipedomorpha; Pollicipedidae
Product: rap guanine nucleotide exchange factor 2-like
Biological process (GO): Ras protein signal transduction
Cellular component (GO): apical plasma membrane; plasma membrane
Molecular function (GO): protein binding; guanyl-nucleotide exchange factor activity
Source: RefSeq, a predicted model, not a curated record
AUGCUUGACAACUUCCUCCGCUCCUGUGGCCGUGGAGGGGCGCGGGGAGGAGGUCAGCAUCCACUCACGGCUGGCCAGUCUGGACGACCCGCAGGUGCUGGUGAACAACAUGCACCUGCUGUCGCUGUACAAGAACACCGGCUCUCGCUGCUCGUCCGACACCAGCUCCGCCUACAGCGGCUCCGACACCAUGCAGUCGCUACAGUCGAGUAUCGACCCCACGGAGUGGACCUGACGGGCCUCAUCGAGACCACCGUCGACUCGGACGAGGACGAGGAGGACAUGAUGGCCACCAUGGACUCCAUCACGGCCAGGGACGCCGUGCGCGACUGUCUGGAGACGGACCCGGCCAACCGCACGGACGAGGACGUGGAGAUCCUGCUGGAGUUCACGCAGCACCUGCGCGCCUUCAGUAACAUGACGCUGAGUGUGCGGCGCGCGCUCUGCAGCGUCAUGGUGUUCGCGGUGGUGCAGAAGGCCGGUACGACGGUCAUGCAGGACGGCGAGGAGCUCGACUCGUGGUCGGUGAUCGUCAACGGCCAGGUGGAGAUCAGCGGCCCCGGUCUGCCCAGCACCGAGCUCGGCCUCGGGGACAGCUUCGGCAUCACGCCCACCAUGGAGAAGCUGACCAAUCGCGGCGUGAUGCGUACCAAGUGCGACGACUGUCAGUCGUCUGCAUCACCCAGACCGACUACUACCCGCAUACUGCACCAGGGGGAGGAGAACACGCGACGCCACGAGGAGAACGGCGAGGUGGUGCUCGUGACGGAGCACCGCAUACUGGACGCCGGCUCGGCCAAGGGGCACUGCGUCAUCAAGGGCACGCCGGAGCGGCUGAUGACGCAGCUGAUGGAGGAGAACUCGCUGAUCGACCCGUACUACGUGGAGGACUUCCUGCUGAUCCGGCGGAUCUUCCUGCCGCAGGCCAGCGCCCUCUCCGGCCAGCUGAUGCAGUGGUUUCGUGACCCCGAGUACCGGGACCGGGUGACCCGUGUCGUGCUACAGUGGGUCAACAGCCACUUCAUCGACUUCGAGACGGACCCGGCCAUGAUGGACUUCCUGGAGCGCUUCGAGCUCUGCCUCGAGUCGAACAAGAUGCAUGGCCAGCUGGGCCUGCUGAACUUCGAGUGCGCCGCCAAGUCGCGCGUGCGCGUGGUGACGCUGGCGCGGCCCAACCGCGACGAGCCGCUGCCGUUCUGCCUGCUGGGCGGCUACGAGCGCAAUUUCGGCAUCUUUGUCACCAAGGUGGAAAAGGGCAGCAAGGCCGAGGACAUCGGCCUGAAGCGGGGCGAUCAGAUCCUCGAGGUGAACGGCCAGAGCUUCGAGCACAUCUCGCACCCGCGCGCGCUGGAGGUGCUGCGCGGCACCACCCACCUCAGCAUCACCGUCAAGAGCAACCUACUGGCGUUCAAGGAGAUGCUGCAGACGCCCGAGGACGCCGUGCGGCCGCGCCAGCGCAAGGGCUCCGAGAUCGCCGGCCUCAACCACUACCCGCGGCCGCGGCUGGCCGGGCCGCACGCGGCCGGCGCACCGCCGCCGCCCGCCGAACACGACACGGCCCAGAAGGACAAGAAGGAGGUGAUCCACCGCACGUUCGCCACGCUCGGUCUGCGCACCAUCAAGUUCCGGAAGGCGCUCAUCAAGGCUAUCACGCACAAGACACCUCUCCAAGCGCACCACUCCGAUGACGCGCUGGUGCCGGGCGGCGCGGCCGAGCCGGGCUCGGGCGCCAUGUACCACUCGCACAGCAACCCGGACCUCAGCCAGCUCAGCUACGACGAGUGGAAGUUUGACUACCCGGAGCACGUGCUCAAGGUGUACAAGGCCGACCAGAGCUGCAAGUACCUGCUCGUGCACAAGGAGACCACGGCGCGCGAGGUGUGCAUGCUGUCGCUGCGCGAGUUCGGCAUCACCGACCCGAGCAGCAACUACAGCCUGUGCGAGCUGACGGCCGGCGCCGGCGGCGUGGUCAAGCAGCGCCGCCUGCCCGACCAGAUGCAGAACCUGGCCGAACGUAUCGCCCUCGGCAGCAGGUACUACUUGAAGAACAACCAGGUGACGGAGCCGCUGGUGCCGGACGAGCUGGCGGCCGAACUGCCGCGCGAGGGCUCCGUCCACUUCCUGCAGCUCAACGCCCUGGAGGUGGCCGUGCAGCUGACGCUGGACGACUUCAGCUUGUUCCGUCAGAUCGAGGCCACCGAGUACGUGGACGACCUGUUCGAGCUGAAGAGCCGCUACGGCACACCCGGCCUGAAGCAGUUCGCCGAGCUGGUCAACCGUGAGAUGUUCUGGGUGAUAACUGCCGUCUGCGGCGAGCACAACCUAGUCAAGCGCAUGAAGAUCGUCAAACAGUUCAUCAAGGUGGCACGCCACUGCAAGGAGUGCAAGAACUUCAACUCGCUCUUCAACAUCGUGUCGGGCCUGAGCCACGGCGCCGUGGGGCGGCUGAAGCAGACUUGGGAAAAGCUGCCGACCAAGUACCAGAAGAUGUACAACGACAUGCUGGCGCUGAUGGACCCCAGUCGCAAUAUGUCCAAGUACCGCAACCUCAUCACGUCGGAGCACGUGCAGCCGCCGUUGAUCCCGUUCUACCCCAUUGUCAAGAAGGACCUCACGUUCAUCCACCUGGGCAACGACACCUGGGUGGACGGCUUGGUGAACUUCGAGAAGCUUCGCAUGAUCGCAAAGGAGGUGCGCUCGCUGUCGGACAUGUGCUCGGUGCAGUACGACGCCGGCUCGAUGCUGGAGCUGGUGGGCCAGUCGGGCCUCGGCCAGCUGACGCUGACGGCGCAGCGCAGCGCCACCGUUAAGAGGCGGCGCAAGUCGCAGGCCCAGUCGAACCCCAAGAAGAUGUUCGAGGAGGCCCAGAUGGUGCGGCGCGUGAAGGCGUACCUGGCGCACCUGGCGGUGGUGCAGGACGAGGAGCGCCUGCUGCAGAUGUCGCUCGAGUGCGAGCCGCCGCCGGCCGGCUCCUCCACCACCACCACGAGGCGGCGGCACCCGUCGCCCACGUUGUCGACCACCAGCAGCGCCAGCUCAGCCAGCGCCGCCAGCGACGGCCGCCGAGACCGGGCCAAGUUCGGCGCCGCGUCCCCGAGCGCCGUGCGCAAGCUGAUGUCGCUGGCCGAGACGAAGACGCGGCCGCACCAGCCGGCGCCGCGCGCGCCCUUCAGGCCACGUACAUAA